UGCGAUAGUUUUAACGUUCUCAUUUUGUGUUCAGGUCCCUGUUUGCCAUCGUAUUUCACAUGCAACGAUGGCUCCUGCAUACCAAUGCGCUGGAAAUGCGAUUCCGAACCGGACUGCAAGGAUGGCUCUGAUGAGACCAGCGAUUGUGCCAAGUCGCCCAAAUGCAACGAGGGACAGUUUCGCUGUGGCCAGAGCCUGAAAUGCAUCCCCAGCAAUUGGGUGUGCGACGGGGAAUACGACUGCGGCAAGGGGGACAUAUCGGAUGAGACCAAAUGUCCCGAUAGCGUUGCGGCCCAGUGUCGCGCCUUUGAAGCCGAGUGCCACAACGGCGCCUGCCUGGAGCUGUCGCGCUUCUGCGACGGCCACUGGGACUGUGAUAACGACGAGCUGCAAUGUGAUAAACAAAAUGUCGCCUGCGCUGCGCUCAACUGCAGCUACAACUGCAAGCUGACGCCUCGGGGUGCCCGCUGCUACUGCCCCGCCGGGCAGGUGCCGGAGUCGGCCAACUCGACGCGCUGCGUGGACUACGAUGAGUGCAGUGUGCCCGGCACUUGUGACCAGCAGUGCCGCAAUACGCCCGGCUCCUAUGAGUGCUCCUGCAUUUCCGGCUACGCCAAGCAGGGCAGCCACUGUCGGGCCAUAAAUGUGCCACCCUCGGAGCCGGCGACCCUGUCGCUACUCUCCGUGGGCACCAUUCGACGCAUCAGCACCGCCGUCAAUGGCACCGGAGCCGGAGAACUGCUGUCCACACAGCCGGUGCAGUACACUCUCGCCUACGAGGUCUGGCAUCGCAAUCGCACGCUCUGCAUGCUGCAGAAGAUGUCCGAGCUGGUCAUACAGUGCCAGCGCAUCGACGACGCCAACGUUAAUUGGACGCUGCCUGUCUCAGCAUUUAACUCGCCGCACCAGAUUUUUGUGGAGAUGCGCUUGGACUGGCUGUCGGGCAAUUGGUAUUUCCUGAACGAAGACGACGGCAUGGUCUAUCUGUGCACCAAUGCGGUCACCUUUUGCCGGCUCAUACUGCAGCAGGUGGAGCAGCCAUCGUCUCUGGUGCUGGACCCAACCAAGGGCUAUCUGUUCUACACGGACUGGUCGCCAAGCCUGUCGCGCGCUCUGCUCGACGGCAGCAAUCGCACCACACUGGUCAACACGCAGGUCUAUCAUCUGAGCAGCGUCACCUUGGACUUGGCCAGCGAGCAUGUCUACUGGAUUGACGUCUACAAGGACAUCAUUGAGCGCGUCAACUACGAGGGACAACAGCGUUGGGCACUGAAAAAGUUACCAGAUUCGCCGCUGCCUUUGAAGACCAUCCAGGCGGUGGAGGUGUUCGAGAACACAAUUUAUUUGGCUGCCUGGACGGACCGCGCCAUCGCUGGCCUCGACAAAUUCACGCUGAAGGCGCGCGUGCUGCUGGCGAAUGUGACACGCGGCACACAUUUUCGCAUUUUCCACCGCCAGAAGCAGCCGGAGGUGGCGCAUCCGUGCCGGGAGAACAACGGCAAUUGCAACCAGAUUUGUGUGCCGCUGUGGACGCGCGGAUUUGCCAGCGCCAAGUGCCUCUGUACAGCCGGCUAUAAAUUGCACAAUCAGACGACCUGUUUGCUCUCCGCGCACGAUAAAUUUCUGGUGUACUCCGACAAGCGUUUGGUGCGCAUCACGGGCGUGCCGCUGGGCACCGAGCAGGUGCAGCAGCUGGAGCAGCUGGGCGAGGAGCCCGACGUCAUGGUGCCCAUUCGCAAUGUGACCGGGCCGAAGGCCAUCGAUGUAAAUGUGCGUGGCAAAUCCAUUUUGUAUGUGAUACCCGAUCAGGAGGCGUCCCUCAGCACCGACGAGCCCGUCUACGCCAUCAGGAGCCAGUCGCUCAACGGCAGCGUCUCGCGCACUCUGUCCACGGGCUGGCGCAAGGUGCGCGCCAUGGCCUACGACUGGGUGAACGACCAUCUGUAUUGGACUGAAUACCAGAAGCUGCAUGUCGCCCCGCUGCGCAACAUGAGCAAGAUGCUCACCUUCAAUAUUGACUGCAAUCCCAUGUCAUUGGAAUUGGAUCCUGGCACUGGGCUGCUCUACUGGACGCAGUGGGCGUUUGCGUCGUGCGAAGCGGCCAUCAUCAGCGCCUGGAUGGAUGGCACGCACAAGGAGCUGUUGGCCAAAUCGACGCAGCAGCUGAGCAUGCGUUGGCCGCGAAGCCUGGACGUGGACAGGCGCGCGAAGCGCAUCUAUUGGUGUGACUUCAUGCUGGGCACCAUCGAGCGCAUGAAGCUGGACGGCACUGGGCGAGAGGUGCUUUUGAAGUCGGAGCAGCUGCAUCCGUUUGCCAUAGUGCAGCACAAUGGCGUUGUCUACUGGGUGGAUAACAUUAACUCGACCAUUUGGCGGUUUCAUGUGCAUCAUGCGAACAUGACCAGCACCUUCAGCUCGACGGUGCAUCUGCAGCACAGUGGCAAUGCCAUCGAUUUGCGGGUCUUUGACGUGGCCACGCAGCCGCUGCCGGCCACGCCCAGCGCCUGUGCGCUCUCGAAGUGCCCUGGCAUGUGCCUGAACACGCCCAAGGGCGCCAUCUGUCGCUGCCCCGACGGCUACACGCUGAACGGCACGGGCACGCAUUGCAUACCGCAGCUGACGCCCUCGACGGUGACGGCGCCGGUUCGCUCCAACUGCAGCUCGGGGCACCAGUGCCGCAGCACUGGACAAUGCAUCGACGGCAAGGAUCUGUGCGACGGCUUCGAGGACUGCGACGACGGCAGCGACGAGAGCAACGACAGCCAGGGGCCCUGCAAUGCGCAAACCUGUGAUAAGAAGCUGCACUUUGUGUGCAACGGACGGUGCUACCAGCGCGCCUUGCUGUGCAGCUCCAUUGCGUACUGCUCGGAUGGGUCGGAUCAGCUGAACUGCGAGCACAAUACCUGCAACAGCAACGAGUUCUCCUGCGAGAAGAGCGGCCGCUGCAUUCAGCUCAGCUGGGUGAACGACGGUGUCAUCGAUUGUGGACCCGACGACUCGUCCGACGAGUCGUUCGAGCUCUUUUUGGGCAGCAAGUGCCCCGAGCUUGACUGCGGCAAUGGACGCUGUCGACAGUUCUCCGAUAUCUGUGAUGGUCUGGACAAUUGCGGCAACAAUGCGGAUGAGUUUGGCUGCGAGCAUGAAUGCGGACAUGGGGAGCGCUACUGCCGCCCGAUCGGCUGCUAUGGAGACAUGCACAUUUGCGAUGGGGUCAACGACUGUGAGGACUUUAGCGACGAGGCGAAUUGCAACCAGACGAAGAGCGACAAUCAUCCGCUUGGCGGCUGGAAGGAGCUCGAUGAGUGUGCGCCCUUCGAGUUCGCUUGCUCGGAUCCGUUCGAGUGCAUACCAGAGUUCCUGCGCUGCGACGGCAUCAACCACUGCUUCGACAAGACGGACGAGGUGAACUGCACUCAGCUGAAGCCGAGCAAGUUUGACAUGAACGAGACGGUCGUCUGUGAGCAUCCGGAUCGCUUGUGUGGCUUCAGCAACAAGUGCAUCACCGUGAGCCAACUGUGCGACGGCCACAAUGACUGCGAGGACACCACAGACGAGGGCUUCCUGUGCGCCGACGAGCUGUGCAAUCACGGCCACGAGUGCUCGCACAACUGUCACAACACGCCCGAGGGCUACAUCUGCUCCUGCCCGCCCCACCUCUACCUGCAGCCCAACGGCAAGCGGUGCAGCAUGCAGCACGCCUGCGAGCACUGGGACACCUGCUCGCAGGUGUGCGAGAGCAGCGGUAAGGGCUAUGCCUGCCAGUGCCUGGAGGGCUACGACCUGGCCUACGACAAGUUCACGUGCAAGAGCACCGCCCCGGAUGAGCCCUAUGUCAUCUUUACGGAUCGCCAGGAUAUACGUGGCAUCAAUCUGAAGACGCUGACCGCCAGCAGCUUUUACAAUGCGGUGCGAAACAUCAUCGCAUUGGACUUCCUCUACAGCAACGAGUCCAGCCUGGACAUCUUCUGGACAGACGUCAUCGACGACAAGAUCUACCGUGGCCAGCUGGUUGGCGAGAGUCUGCGCAACGUGGAGGCUGUGGUGCGCUCGGGUCUGUCCACCACGGAGGGCCUGGCUGUGGAUUGGAUUGGCAAAAAUCUCUACUGGAUCGACUCGAACAUGGACCAAAUUGAGGUGGCCAAGCUGAAUGGCAGCUUCAGAAGAACUUUGAUAGCUGGCAACAUGGAGAGUCCGCGCGCCAUUGCGCUGGAUCCACGCGAGGGUCUGCUGUUCUGGACCGACUGGGAUGACAACUCGCCGCGCAUUGAACGCUGCAGCAUGGCCGGCGAGGGCAGGCGCACAAUAUCCACCAAUUGGCAGCUAAGCGCCGGCUGGCCCAACGGCCUAACGCUGGACUACACGCAGAAGCGCGUCUAUUGGGUGGACGCCAAGUCGGACUCGAUAUGCAGCACCAAAUACGAUGGCUCCGAGCAUCAUGUGGUGCUGCGCAGCAAGGAGAUGCUGGCGCAUCCGUUUGCCAUCUCCGUGUUCGAGAACUAUGUGUACUGGACGGACUGGCGCACGACGUCUGUGAUACGAGCCAACAAAUGGAAUGGCAGCGAUGUGCAGGUGCUGCAUCGCACCCACACUCAGCCCUUUGGCAUCCAGGUGCUGCACUCCAGUCGCCAGCCCUGGGACCGCAAUCCCUGCGGCGACAACAACGGCGGCUGCUCCCACCUGUGCCUGCUGAGCGGCCGCGGCACCUUCAAGUGCGAGUGCCCGCAUGUGAUGCGCCUGGAUCCCUCAAACGAUCGCAACUGCGUGCCCAACGAACAGAUCCUGCUAUUUGUCAUAGGCGAGGAAAUCCGCGGCAUUGAUCUCCAGCAGCCCAAUCAUCAUACCAUACCCACCAUUCGGCAGUCGCCCAGGCUCGUGGCUCCACAACGCAUUGACUUUCUGGUGGAGGACAGUCACAUCUACUGGUCGGACAUACAGCAGAAUGAGAUCGCCAAAGCGGGCAUAUCCAGCGGACUGAUUGGGCCCAUUAUCAACACGAACAUCGACAAGCCCUACGGCUUUGCCAUCGAUUGGAUAGCCAAGCACAUGUAUUUCUCCUCGGGUCAGUUUGUGGGCACAAUUCUGGCCAGCAAUCUGCAGGGCGAGUAUACCACGCACAUACACGAGAACCUCAACAUGGUGGACAGCAUCGCCUUGGAUCCGGCCAAUGGCAAAAUGUAUUGGAUUCACUCCACCCAUGACACCUCGCUGUGGAAGCUGGAACAGUCGAAUCUCGAUGGCUCCGAUCGUCUGCUCAUACACACGCACAACAAUAGCAUGCAGAGUCUGACCAUGGACUUUGACUCGCAGCGUUUGUACUAUGCGUACGAUAACUCGGGCAUUGCCUACUACGAUAUACCCAAGAACGAGACGCACAUCGUGCUGGAGGCCAGCCCGAUCACGUCGGUCAACUCUCUCACUGUCUACAAUGGCACGCUCUACUUUCCCGAGAACAUUCAGAGCGUCAUCAUGCACUGCGAGAAGGAGCAGUGCUUCAACAUGUCCUUCCUGCGUGUCAAUACAAAGAGUAUUCAGAGCAUGAAAAUGUUCUAUGCUGAGGCUCAAACGGGCACCAAUACCUGUGCUGGGCCCCUGCGCGGUGGCUGCGAGCAGCUCUGCCUGGCCACCUCGGCCACGGACCAUGUGUGUCGCUGUGCUCUGGGCUACGACGUGGAGCCGAACAAUCCAACCCGUUGCGUACCGCGCGCUGAGUUUAUAUUCUACUCCAUUGAUGUGCUGCAAGGCGUCGAAAUGAUCGAUCCCAGCGAACAGUUCGAGACACCCAAACCGGCUCUGGUGCCCAUCUCACGCACUAGCUUGGCUACCUUUAUCGAGUACCAUGCCGCCACGGACAUGCUCUACUGGGGCGACAGCGAAUUGGGCACCAUUUCGCGCGUGCGUCGGGAUGGCAGUCACCGGGAGACCGUGCUGGAGGCCAUCACUUUGGCCGACUUUAAGCAUCAGGAUUGGCUGGGUGGCAUCGCCAUCGACUGGAUUGCGGGCAACAUCUACUGGAGCGACAUGAAGCGCAACAUCAUCGAGGUCUCGCGUCUGGAUGGCAGCCAUCGCUAUGUGGUUGUGGCCAACGUCGAGAGACCCACCGCCCUGGCUGUGGAUCCAGUGCAGGGCAUGCUCUUCUUUGUGACCGAUCAGUACAUUGGACGCACCGGCCUGGACGGCAGUCAGCUGUUCGUGCUGGUCAAUCAGACGCACGCGACUUGGCCAGUGAACAGCCUGAUUGUGGACAUGGAUGCCACGAAGGUCUAUUGGUGCUCCAGAAAUGCGCUCAUGAAGGUGGACUACGAUGGAAAUUUACGCGAGGAGCUCUUGAACGAUACGGUCAACGACAUUGUGGCAUUGGCCAAGCUGGGAGACUACCUCUACUGGGCGGGCAACUCGUACAGCAUAGGUUUCAUUAAGGUAGCUCCACUGGCCAAUCUAUCGCAAUCACGCGAAGUGCUCCGACUCGAGCAGGAUGCCAUCAGGGAUCUGAAAAUAUACUCGAAGCGUGUGCAGCAGGGCACGAAUCCGUGUGCCCAAAACAAUGGAGGCUGCCAGCACCUGUGCCUCUACAACGGCACCAACACCAUCUGCGCCUGCUCGUACAGCCGACUCGCGGCCGACGGGCUGAGCUGUGAGCCGUACGACAACUUCCUGCUCUUCAGCUACCGCAGCAACAUCGAGAGCAUCCACAUGACGGAGCACGCCAACAAGAACUGGCCCGUGCAGAUCAUCACGAACGAGACGCUGAUGCGAAAUGUGGUGGCCAUCAGCUACAACUACGAGGCGCAGCUGGUUUACUACUCGGACGUCCAGCUGAGCACCAUCAAUCAGGUGCACUUCAAUGGCAGCGGCCAGCGACAGCUGAUCAUGCAGCAGGGGCGGGUCGAGGGCCUGGCCUACGAUAUGGUCAACGACCAGCUCUUCUGGACGUCGAACAACGAUGCGGCCAUACGCAGUCUGGAGCUGCAGUAUGCGUCGCCGGAGGCCGAGAAGAAUCUGCCGCAUGUGCGCAAUGUGCUGAGGCUGCAGAGCAAGGACAAGCCGCGCGGCAUCUCGGUGGAGCCGUGCCUGGGCAUGAUCUACUGGACCAACUGGAACGAGGAGUCGCCGAGCAUACAGCGCGCCUAUCUGACGGGCUAUGGCGUCGAGCGCAUCAUACGCACCGACAUCAAAAUGCCAAAUGCCCUCACUCUUGACCUGGAGCACCAGCAGCUGUACUGGGCUGAUGCGCGCCUGGACAAGAUUGAGCGGGUCAACUAUGAUGGCACGAAUCGAGUGGUGCUGGCGCAUACCACGCCCAAGCACGCCUUCGCCAUGGCCGUCUAUGGGGAUCUGUUGUUCUGGACGGACUGGGUGCUGCACGCCGUGGUGCGAGCCAACAAAUACACCGGCACGGAUGUGCUAUUCCUGCGCGAGAACGUGCCCCGCCCCAUGGGCAUCAUAGCGGUGCAGAACAGCAGCAUCAACUGCGACGCGAACCAGUGCAAGAUACUGAACGGCCUCUGCGAGGAUGUCUGCAUCCUGAGCAAGGACGGGCUGGCCAGCUGCCACUGCACCCAGGGCGUGCUGGCGCCCGAUGGACGGCGCUGCAUUGCCCCGAUGCACACGAACUGCGGCAAGUCGCAGUACAAUUGCCACUCGGGCGAGUGCAUACCGCUGGAGCUGACCUGCGACAAUGUGACCCACUGCCUGGACGGCUCCGAUGAGCUGCGCAACUACUGUGUGAUCCGCAAGUGCCCGGAGAACUAUUUCAUGUGCCAGAAUCAUCGCUGCAUUGCCCAGGAGCAGACCUGCGACGGGCUGCAGCAGUGCGGCGACGGCAGCGACGAGAGCAGCCUGCUCUGCAAGUGCCAGCCGGAGCAGUUCCGCUGCGGCAGCGGCGAGUGCAUCUCGCGCAACUUCGUCUGCGACAACAUGCGCGACUGCCGCGACUUCAGCGAUGAGAAGCACUGCCCGCAGCGCACCUGUGAGCAGGGCGACACGCUGUUCGAGCACUGCGAGAACAGCACUCUGUGCAUCAUGCACUCCUGGCGCUGCGACGGCGAGCCGGACUGUCCCGAUGGCACCGACGAGCUGAACUGCAGCAACAGCACGCGCGCCUCCUGCGAGCUGGGCCAGUUCCGGUGUGCCAACGGGCGCUGCAUCGCCGCCGGCUGGCGCUGUGACGGCGAGAACGACUGCAUGGACAGCGUGGGCGACAAGGGCAGCGAUGAGCUGAACUGCCGCACCAGCUGCCAGGUGAACCAGUUCAGCUGCGACGACGGCUGCAUACCCAGCAGCUGGCAGUGCGACGGCAAGAGCGACUGCAAGGACGGCACCGACGAGGGGCCGCAGUGCCCGAAUCGCACCUGCCGCGCCCAUCUGUUUCAGUGCAAGAGCUCCGGCCGCUGCAUCCCACAGAAAUGGGUGUGCGACGGCGAGAAGGACUGUCCCAGCAACGGCGAUCAGGGCGCCGAAGAUGAGGGGCCGCACUGUGGAGGCGUUGCCCACAUACCCGAUUGCCAGCCACCGGCAUUCCUGUGCAGCACUGGUCAAUGCAUAGACUCCCAUUACGUGUGCGAUGGCGACGAGGACUGUCCCGGCGGCGACGAUGAGUACGAUGGUUGUGAGCCGCUCUAUCAUCCGCAUGCUUGUCCGGGCGGAGCGCUAAUGCAUCACUGCCAGGACAGCAUGUGCAUCUUCAAGAACCAGACGUGCGACGGCAAGCCGGACUGCGGCGACGGCUCCGAUGAGCUGCCCUCGCUCUGCAUGCACACGCGCGCCUGCAACGGCGCCGACGACUUCCGCUGCAAGAAUGGCGCCUGCAUCAGCGCGGAUCUGCUGUGCGACAGACGGAACGACUGCGGCGACUUCUCGGACGAGGAGCUGUGCAAUGAGAACGAGUGCCUCAAUGCGGACAUCUGCGAGCACGAGUGCGUGGACAAGGUGGUGGGCUACGAGUGCCGCUGCCGGCCCGGCUACAAGGUGCUGCCAAAGAGUCCGCACCUCUGCACGGACAUCGAUGAGUGCGCCGAGCAGCAGCCUUGCUCGCAGACCUGCAUCAAUACGUACGGCUCGUACAAGUGCCUGUGCGCCAAGGGCUACGAGCUGCGCGACCAUCACACCUGCAAGGCGACCAGCAAUGUGACGAUGAAGCUGAUCUUCUCGAAUCGCUACUACAUCCGGCAGGUGAACCACACGGGCAACGGCUCCAUACUGAUACACUCGCUCUCCAAUGCCGUCGCCUUGGACUUUGACUGGGACAGCCAGUGUCUGUACUGGUCGGAUGUUACCAGCACUGUGGCCACCAUCAAGCGCUACUGCCCGGCGGAGAACAAGACCCAGACCCUGCAUCAGGCCAUGCUGAAGAAUCCGGACGGACUCGCCGUCGAUUGGGUGGCCAAAAACCUGUACUGGUGCGACAAGGGCCUGGACACCAUAGAGGUCUCCCAGCUGGACGGCAAGUACCGGCGCGUGCUCAUCAACGAGCAGCUGCGCGAGCCGCGAGGCAUCGCCCUGGAUCCGUAUCAGCGGCACAUCUACUGGUCCGACUGGGGCGACAAUCCGCAUAUUGGCAAGGCGGGCAUGGAUGGCUCACAGCCGCGCAUGAUCAUACGCGAGAAUCUGGGCUGGCCAAACGCCCUGACCAUAAGCUUCGAGACCCAACAGCUGUUCUGGGGCGAUGCCAGAGAGGAUACGAUUUCGGUCAGUGACUUGGAUGGCAAUCAUACGCGCCUGCUGCUGGCGCGCAGCAUCAAUCCGGCUCUGAAUCUGCAUCACAUCUUCGCCAUUGCCGUGUGGGAGGAUCGCAUCUACUGGUCGGACUGGGAGACCAAGUCCAUUGAGUACUGCAACAAGUAUGAUGGCCAGAACUGCUCCACGCUCAUCACGACCAUACACAGGCCCAUGGACCUGCGCGUCUUCCAUCCGUACCGCCAACAGCAGCCGAUUAGCGGCAAUCCCUGCCUGCACGCCAACUGCUCCACGCUCUGCCUGCUCUCACCGGAGCCGCCCUACUACAAGUGCGCCUGUCCGAACAAUUUCGUGCUCGCCGAGGACGGACGCACCUGUCGGGCCAACUGCACGGCGGCGCACUUCGAGUGCGUGAAUACGUACAAAUGCAUUCCGUUCUACUGGCGCUGCGACACGCAGGACGACUGCGGCGAUGGCAGCGACGAGCCCGAGACCUGCCCGCCCUUCCACUGCGAGCCGGGCCAGUACCAGUGCAGCAACAAGAAGUGCAUCCAUCCGUCGGCAAUCUGCGACGGGGUCAAUCAGUGCGGCGACAGCUCAGACGAGCUCAACUGUGACAAGUUCACCUGCUUCGAGAACCAUCUGAAGUGCGAGGCAACCGGCAAUAGUUCCGCCUUCUGUGUGGACAGUGUGAAGCGCUGCGAUGGCGUCAGGGAUUGCCCGGGCGGCGAGGACGAGGCGGGCUGCACGCCACUCGUCUGCAAGAAGGAUCAGUUCCAGUGCGGCAACAAUCGCUGCAUGCCCUAUGUCUGGGUCUGUGACGGGGAUAUCGACUGUGCCGACAAGUCGGAUGAGACGAACUGCGAUCACGUCUCCUGUGGACCUAAUGAUUUUCAAUGCAACUCGGGUCGCUGCAUACCGCUCACUUGGCGCUGCGACGACGAGGUGGACUGUCCAAAUGGCGAGGACGAGCCGCCCAGCUGCCACACCUCGAAGGCCACCUGCGAUCCGACGUACUUUAAGUGCAACAACUCCAAGUGCAUACCCGGCCGUUGGCGCUGCGAUUAUGAGAACGACUGCGGCGAUGGCAGCGACGAGCUGAACUGCCAAAUGCGCAACUGCUCGGAGAGCGAGUUCCGGUGCGGCACAGGCAAGUGCAUCAAGCACGACUUCCGCUGCGACGGCGAGAUUCACUGCGACGACAGCAGCGACGAGAUCAACUGCAACAUCACCUGCAAGCCCAACCAGUUCAAGUGCGCUGCCUUCAAUACGUGCAUCAACAAACAGUAUCAGUGCGAUGGCGACGAUGACUGUCCGGAUGGCUCCGAUGAGGUGAACUGCACCUGUCCGCCGGAUCACUUCACCUGCGGCAACGGCAAGUGCAUUAUGUCGCGCUGGAAGUGCGAUGGCUGGGAUGACUGCCUGGAUGGCAGCGACGAGAGCUAUGACACCUGCGCCCAUGUCCACUGCCACUACAAUGCCUUCAAGUGCGCCAAUCUGUUGUGCAUACGCAAGUCGGCGCUGUGUGAUGGCGUCAACGACUGUGGCAACAACGAGGACGAGUCGGAUCAGGUGUGCGCAGCGCUGCCCAAGUGUCGUCACGAUCAGUUCCAGUGCGAGAACGACGACUGCAUCUCGAAGAACUUCCGCUGCGAUGGGCAGUACAACUGCAUCGAUGGCUCCGACGAGAUGAACUGCCAGCCGCCGGUUUGCGGCUUUGGCACCUGCUCACAGAUCUGCAUUGAGAAGAAGGCGGGCCACUACAACUGCAAGUGUACGACGGGCUACUACAAGGGCGGUGCCAAGAAUGCCACGUGCCUGGCCUCCGGCCCGGAUCAGAUACUGCUGCUGGCCUCGGAGCAGGAGUUCCGCUUUAUACUGCCAGCCAAGCAGGAGGGCACCACGGUCGUCGGCUUCUUCCAGACGGACAGUCUGAAAAUUGACGUGUUCGAUAUACUGAUCAGGCCGAAGGACACGUUGCUCUUCUGGAUCGACUCGCAUCACGGCAAGGUGCACACCAUGAAGAUAGCCACGCCCCACGUCGAAGGCACGGGCGUGCGGGUGCGUCGCGAUCUCAAGGAACUGACGGCAUUCAAUAUACCCGAUCUGGAUGAUCCCAAGUCCUUGGCCGUGGAUUGGAUAACCCAAAUGGUUUACAUCGUCGACUCGCGCCACAAUCAAAUCAUUGCCACUGACAUCGAGGGCAAGAAGUACAUCUCCCUGGUGUCCACGGGCAUGAAUCCCACGGACAUUGUGCUGGAGCCCGAGUCGCGUGUCAUGAUUUGGUCCACCCUAGAGAACGGCAUACUGGUGGCCUCGCUGGACGGCACCAACAAGAAGAGCCUGGUGGAGCGCGAUGUCGGCUGGCCAAUCAGCCUCUCCAUUGACUAUCCCACGGGCCGGCUGUAUUGGGCGGACUACCGCAAGGGCACCAUUGAGACGUGCCGCCUGAACGGCAAGGAGCGCAAUGUGGUGCGACGCUUUGGCAACCGCGAGAAGCCGCAAAAGAUCGACGUCUUUGAGGACUAUCUGUACAUCAAGCUGUACGAUCAGAGCAUCAUCAAGAUGAACAAGUUUGGCAACGACAACGGCACCUACUUGCUCAAGGGCUAUCGCUCCUCCGACAUUGGCAUACUGCAUCCGAUGAAACAGAAUCGAAAUAUAAGCAAUCCUUGCGCCAAGGAUCCCUGCAAAGCGCUGCGCGCCCUUUGCAUCCUCUCGACAGAGACGGCCAGUGGCUACAGCUGCAAGUGCCCCAACGAGUACGUGAUGACCGAGGAGGGCGUGUGCAAGGCGCACACCGAUAUACCCAACUACUGUCCGCUGCUCUGCAACUUGGGCACCUGCCAGGUGAUCAAUCACGUGCCCAAAUGCGUCUGCCAGCCGCAGUAUGAGGGCGAGCUGUGCGAGCAUUACCGCUGCUCCGGCUACUGCCUGAACUUUGGUCUGUGCACGGUGGCGCCACAGCUGCCCGGGCUGCAGGAUCCGCCGCCGCUCAAGUGCACCUGCCCGCCCAACUGGUCGGGCGCUCGCUGCGAGGUGUCUGUCGCCGACUGCCAGAGUCGUUGCCACAAUGGCGGCUCCUGCCUGGUCACCGAGGCCGAGGGCAUGAAGUGCAGCUGCCCGGACAUGUACGUGGGCGAUCAGUGCGAGCACUGCCUCAACCUGACCUGCGAGAAUGGCGGCAUUUGUCGCGAGACCCUGACGGGGGCUCCGCAAUGCGAGUGCCCCGAUGGCUUCACGGGCAAGCGCUGCGAGUUCAAUGAGUGCGCCAACUACUGCAACAACGGCGGCACCUGCAUCAUUGGCGCCAAGGGGCAGCGCCAGUGCAAGUGUCCCAGCGGCUACUACGGGGAGCACUGCGAGGCGAACUCCUGCCGCGACUUCUGCCAGAAUGGCGGCACCUGUAUAGAUCGUGGCCACCGCCUCAGCUGCACCUGCCCCACGCGCUACAUUGGCGAACGCUGCGAAUCGGAUCUGUGCAAGAGCUCGAUACCGCCGCACUUCUGUGAUGCCUCCACGCAGCCGUCGCGCAAUCCCUGCACGGGCCUCAUUUGCCAAAACUCUGGCACCUGCCAUGUCAUCAAGGGCGUCGCCAUGUGCAACUGCACGGACCAGUGGAACGGGGAGUUCUGCACGACGAACGUCGCCGACGACAAUCCCUGCGUGCGCUACUGUGCCAACGGCGGCCUCUGCCAUCUCAACCAAUACCGCCUGCCCCACUGCACCUGCAUCGGCGAAUGGCAGGGCGACUUCUGUGAGCUGCCGCCGCACUGUGUGGGCGAGUGCAGCGUCUGCCGCACGGGCAGCUCCAUCAACGAAUGCCUGUGUGAGAACAAGCGGGUGGUGCCCUGCCUGGCGGAGAGCGCCGUGGCCCUGAGUGGGGAGCAAGAUCACAACGAAUCCGCUGGCAUAUUGUCUGUGCUGGCGGUGCUCUUAGUGGUCACGUUGGUGCUCAUGCUCUUUGGCGCUGUCUUCUAUUUCCUCAAAAAACAUCGCAUUGCACAGCCCUUCUCACAUGCUCGGCUCACGGACAAUGUGGAGAUCAUGCUGACCAAUCCCAUGUACCGCGGCGACGCCGACGAAGCGCCGCCCUUCGCUCACGAAGACGACAAGGGCAACUUUGCCAAUCCCGUGUACGAGUCGAUGUACGCGGAUGCCAUAGCGGAGCCAGCGAUUGCAGAGAUUGCGCACAGCACGGCGCCGGAUGAGAGAAAGGGUCUCUUGCAGCACACGCACGACGAGACGCACACGCCGGACAUACUCUGAUGAUUGAGUCGAGCCAGCCAUGAUCAAGAGCGGUGCUAAGCACACUCACCGAUUGUUGUACACUUAACACACACACACACAUAUACUCACGCACACAUUGAAAUCCAAAUGCAAACCGACUUGAACACGAACAAUGGACUGAUAGCGUAGCCAUAUUACGAAUUUUGUAAACCUUUUUUUAUUGUAUACAAUUUAUUUCCUUUAUGUUUGUUGGUGGUAGUGAGAAGGUGUAGGGGGGUCGGGAGAGCGCCGUCCAUCCAAAGAGCGCUGAACCUAAUUAGCAACUGUGGCAUCUCCUGGCUCCUUGUUUCAUGUCCUUAAGAAAAAUGUCCUUAUAUUAUAAAUUGAAAAUCAUUUCUGAUUUCUUGUUGUUGUUUUGUUAAAGCGCCUUUCUCUAAUUGUCGCAAAGUUUACAACAAAUUCGCCUUCUUUCUAUAAACUGAUUUCAUUUAAUAUGAAACUCUCAUAUUUGUGCAUUUGUAAAUUUUUCUAGUUCGUAGACUUAGUUAAACAAGUUCAAGUGCAGCUAUAAAAACUCAAUUUUUGUAAAUAUUUUAUAUAUAUAAAAAACAAAACAAAACAAAACAAAUGGCAGCCUAGUUAACAUUUAAAACAAGCACUAAAUAUUUUGCCAAUUAGUGAAAAAUAUUAUUAUAAAAAAUAAAAAAAACAAUUACAAAUUAGCAACCAAUUGUAGAAGCAAAACAUGUUUUUAAAAUCAACAAACUCAUGUAAAAUGCAUUUAAACUAAUUUAUUGAGCACAAACGAAAACCUUUAAAACGCACAAGCGCAAUAAACGAGCAACUAGGAAAGUAAAUACAGAGAACAGACAGAAGACAGACAAAACAUAACGAACAAAUUGAAUAGUUUAAAUAUUUCAAUUAUCUGACUCAACGCGGAUAUAUAAACAGCAUAUAGUAUAUAUAUUAUAAUACAUUAUUUAGUUUGUCACGUUUUAAAACAAUCGAACAAAAAGCGAUAUCCUGUAUAAAACGAAAAAAUAAAAAUCAAAUUAAUUAAUUAAAUAAUAAUGCUCAGUCAAAAGCCAAAUUUUAACCUAUACAAUGUAAAAAUUGAAUAACUAUAGAAUAUAUCUAAAAAAUGAUGUAUGGUUAAGCUAAGUGCAAAGUGUUUACUGGAAACGUUCAAUGUGCACAAAAUACAUUCAAGAGCAAUUGUAAAAACAAAUAAAAGAAAAU
Drosophila navojoa is the source of this 15141-nucleotide messenger RNA. It is a transcript of the gene LRP1, whose product is annotated as LDL receptor protein 1. Gene Ontology annotation, molecular function: calcium ion binding; hormone binding; protein binding. Gene Ontology annotation, cellular component: apical plasma membrane; signaling receptor complex; plasma membrane. Lineage: Eukaryota; Metazoa; Arthropoda; Insecta; Diptera; Drosophilidae. The record is from RefSeq and is a predicted model, not a curated record. Gene Ontology annotation, biological process: receptor-mediated endocytosis.